This is a messenger RNA of Sinocyclocheilus rhinocerous, 281 nucleotides long. Its product is annotated as 40S ribosomal protein S15a-like. The transcript is spliced from 3 exons. Gene Ontology annotation, cellular component: ribosome. The record is from RefSeq and is a predicted model, not a curated record. The coding region runs from base 21 to 266 and encodes 81 amino acids. Gene Ontology annotation, molecular function: structural constituent of ribosome. Lineage: Eukaryota; Metazoa; Chordata; Actinopteri; Cypriniformes; Cyprinidae. Gene Ontology annotation, biological process: translation.
CAUAUUGCAGAACUGGUAUCAUGGUGCGCAUGAACGUUCUCGCUGAUGCACUGAAAAGCAUCAACAAUGCUGAGAAACGUGGGAAACGCCAGGUUCUCCUCAGACCCUGCUCUAAAGUCAUAGUGCGCUUUCUUACUGUGAUGAUGAAGCACGGUUACAUUGGCGAAUUUGAGAUCAUUGAUGAUCACAGAGCCGGGAAAAUUGUAGUCAAUCUAACAGGGAGGUUGAACAAGGUAAGUGGUUUAAUAAAUUUAUGCUCACAAUAAAUGUCUGAAAUUAUG